Sitodiplosis mosellana (orange wheat blossom midge) is the source of this 1854-nucleotide messenger RNA. RefSeq lists its product as uncharacterized. NCBI's taxonomy places the organism in Eukaryota, Metazoa, Arthropoda, Insecta, Diptera, Cecidomyiidae. The coding region runs from base 206 to 1612 and encodes 468 amino acids. The record is from RefSeq and is a predicted model, not a curated record. The transcript has a single exon. Gene Ontology annotation, molecular function: protein binding.
UCAGUCAGCCGCAGUCGGUCGCUUAAUAAACAUUGUGACUCACAAUUGGUGUUGUGUUAAUUUUGAGAGAUCUUACAUAAGAAAUGAGCAAAAUUUCAUUCGUUUAUUUCCACAAAUUAAUUUAAACAAAGAAACGAAAUCUCAGAAUCAAUCCAGAAAGUGUUCGUUUUUUCUUUGCAUAGUCUAACUCAAAUUAGAAAUCGAAAUGAGCGUAGGAAGUGCAUCAGCUGACGUCAUCCGAAAUAAUCAAUCGCAAGCGGAAAUUUUCAAGUUGAAGAUCGAUCAUUUUGAAGAGUUAUUCGACUGGUUGUCACUAAACGAUCUAGUGGCACUUAGUAGAACGUGCAAACGAAUGCAACGCAUCGUCGGCUACUACAUUAAAACGACCUAUGCUGCAAUUAAAUUCAACUGUACAAGUGAUGGUAUCGAAAGAGGAUAUCAAGAAUCCAAAUUGACUGGAUUGAGUUCAUUUCUGAAAAAACUUAUGUUUCAUUACCUCGAGUAUGUUCCAUUUGAUCAUUGGAACCAACAAUGGGGAAAACCAGAACAAAUUAUUCCUCAUAUGGUGGCCGAUCAAUUCAAAUCGCUCACCGAAAUCCUGUUAACCAGAGUUGUACUCACUGAUGCAGGAAUAUCACGUAUAAAAGGGAUUUUGGGUCAACUGGAAAUGGUGAGAUUAAAGUUUCCGCAUUUUCUGGAUGAAAAAAACAAAGAUAUUUAUGGUGAUUUUCUAAAAUACUGCACCAACGUAAAGGAGUUGUGCAUUCAGGGAUCGAGUAAUAGAUGUCUUGUUGGCGUUGACAAUAGUUGGCUUCUGCGUGAAUAUCCAACACUCGAACACUUUGAGUUGAUAAUGAAUCAAAACGGGCCCAUCGACGAAUUGAGUACAUUUUUUGGACAAAACAACCACUUUAAACGUUUUGCGACGAAUGUAGAAAUGAUUUUGGCGAACAGUGACACUUUUAAAACAACUCCAGCAAAAUGGGAUGUUUUAAGCGUUGAAUUCUGUCAUACAAACACAUUUAUUCCAUCCCGAGAUCUUUUGAAUAAACUCUACGAACGAGGCAGGUUCAACGAAGUACAUGUGUAUUUUUUUACGCUCUUCAAUACAACUUUUGAUCAAGAAUCAGUGAAUGAGUUGACUUCAUUCAAAGGUCUUACAAAGUUAUACAUUGAUGGCAUGGAAGAUGGAACCGAUUUAUCUCGAUUGAUUACCCUGAAGCAGCUUUACAUUAGCAGAGCUUCUAGUAUUGCGAAUACGAUAACGCUGGCCACGAAGCUUUUCAAUCUUGAAUUCAUUCAUUUUACCUAUGCAGAUGUCAGUGACAUUGUGCCAUUCAUUUGCCAGUCGCCCAAAUUGACAAAGAUUGUUGUGUUUCGCCUUAAGGAAAACGAUGAACAUAUUCUCAACCUUGUACAACUGAACAAGGAACGAUCGAAAUUGCCAAAUGCAAGAAAAGUUACCAUUCAUGUUGAGGAACAUGUUUAUUUGGACGUGAAAUGGACCAAAAAACAAACGAACUUGAGCUUGAUUGAGAUAAAACGCGGCUCAUCAUAUGAUACAUUGAACCAUAGUUUCGAUUACAUGGACAAUCCUGAUAGAAAAUUUUGAAGGAGAAAAAAAUUGCCACUUAAUUCCACGAUAUAAAACUUUGCUUAGCGUUAAAGAGAUUUUGAAAAAAAUUAAAUAUUCUCUUCAUUUUAGAAAACAAAAAAAAUUUCAAUUAUUUGUUUCAAUUGCAAUUACUUUGAUAUCAUUUGAGGUGGAAUUAUUAUGAUUUGUUUAUGAUUGUAAAAUUAAGCGUGCAAACAUCAGAUGAAAUAAAAUAAAAUAUUCAACUAAAUUACAACAAA